CAUCCGCCACUGCUGCUCCCCUGUUCCCAAGCGCCGCCGUCUCCCUCCCCCUCUGCAAGCACUACGCCGAGCACCGCCGAGCUACCCCACCACGACCAAGCCCGAGCCGCAACACCGCUCGUCACCGAGCUCGCCGUGUCGUGCUCCCCGUCCGGCCCGGCUUGGACCCCGACGAGCACAGCACCGCGGGCAGCGAUCGGACCUACUCACGACGCCGGCCACGACCCCGAUGCCGCAACGUCGUGCUCACCGUGCUCCAGCUGCGCACCAACACGGGCAUGCCGACCACGACGCCGAACAGGGUGUCGUCCCCACCGCACCAGCAGCGAUCCCGAAGCCUCCUCGUCGCCAAGCCCCUACAGCGCCGAACUCGCGAUCCAAGCUGGCACCUUGGGCACCGACUCGGCCCUGACGCUGUGGUCACUGCCUAGUCACUGCCUUCUCUGCCGUCCACCAUGUCGUCGACCCGCCGGCUCGUGCCGCCUGCUGUCCACAAGCUCCGGUCCCGCCGCUGCCUCUCCUCCACCUCCUCUCCCACCCCCAACACCCCAAACGCCACCGCCAUACUCGCCGACCUCCUCCAUGGGCACACCCCCUCUACCGCUACGCUGUCCCUCCUCCGCGCGUCGCCCGGCCUCGCCUCCGAGCUAUACGGCCUCAUCGGCGAGCCAUCCCACGCCUUCACGCCUGCCUCCCUCGCUACCCUCCACUCCCUCGCGGCCCGCCACUGCAUCCCGCCUCCCUCCGCGUCGCUCCUUUCCAAGCUCCUCGCGCGCUUCUCCUCCCCAGCCGACGCCGCAAGCUUCCUCCGCGACUCCCUCGCAGCGGGCGCGCCGGCGCCGGAUGUUUCCACCUUCAACUCCCUCCUUUCCGCGCUCGGCCGCGCUGGCAACCUGCGCGGCAUGACGGAGCUGUUCACCUCCAUGCGAGAGGCCUCCGUCAAGCCCGAUAUCGUCACCUACGGGAUACUUCUCAACAGGCUCUGCAAGGCAGGUCUUGUCGGGGACGCGCUCAAGGUGCUCGACCGAAUGUCCAGCCCAGGCUCGGACGUCUGUGCGGAUAUUGUCAUCUUGAACACCGUAGUGGAUGGGCUGUGCAAGAUUGGGAGGCUGCAGGAUGCCAUUGUGUUUGUGGAUGAGCGGAUGAGGCAAGUGCAUGGAUGUGCGCCCAACACUGUUACAUAUAACUGCUUGGCUGAUGCGUGUUGCCGAGUGGGGGAUAUUGACAUGGCUUGCCAAAUUGUGGAGAGAAUGGAGAAAGAGGGUGUGACACCGAAUGUUAUCACGAUGAACACAAUUGUUGGUGGCUUAUGCCGAGUUGGCAGGGUUGGUGCUGCACUGGAUUUCUUCCGUGAGAAGAGGACAACUUGGCUGGAGGCAAGGGGCAAUGCUGUGACCUAUAGCACUUUGGUUAGUGCUUUCCUCCAUUGCAACAAUGUGGCCCUGGCCAUGGAGUUGUUCCAUGAGAUGGCGGACCAAGGGUAUCCACCAGAUGCAGUCAUGUAUUUCACCAUGAUAUCUGGAUUGACACAAGCAGGGAGGCUGGUGGAUGCUUGCAACAUUGCGGCAUCAAUGAAGAAGGCAGGAUUUAAGUUGGACAGAAAAGCAUACAACAUUCUGAUUGGUGGAUUUUGCCGGAAGAAAAGGUUGCAUGAGGCCCAUCAGUUGUUUGAGGAAAUGAAAGGAGCUGGUCUUCAGCCAGAUGUGUACACCUACAAUACCCUGUUGUCUUGUUUGUGCAAAGCAGGAGAUUUCUCAGCUGUGGAUGAAUUAUUGGGGAAUAUGAUUGAUGAUGGCUGUCAGCCUUCUGUGGUCACUUUUGGUACACUUGUACAUGGAUAUUGCAAAGCUGGUAAAACAGAUGAGGCAUUAAAAAUUUUCAGGUCCAUGGGUGAGGCUAGGAUUCAACCCAACACCGUAAUAUACAAUACUCUAAUUGAUUUCCUUUGCAAGAGCAGAGAAGUUGAUGUAGCUAUCAAGCUGUUUGAUGAGAUGAGGGAAAACAAUGUGCCUGCAAAUGUGACAACCUACAAUGCAUUGUUGAAAGGUCUUCAAGAUAAGAACAUGCCAGAAAAGGCUUUUGAACUUAUGGACCAGAUGAAAGAAGAGAGGUGCACUCCUGAUUAUGUGACUAUGGAUGUUCUCAUGGAAUGGCUGCCUGAAAUUGGUGAAACAGAGAGAUUAAAAUGUUUCAUGGAGCAAAGGGAUGAAAAGGUUAAUCAUGCCUUACAUGUUUGACCAUGAAAUGAAUUUUGUAUCAUAUUAACUAGAGUUGCAAUGUCUGUGUUUAAUUCAUAACUGGAAGAUCAAUUUGACUUGGUUGACACAAGAAUUUGGAAACCAUUUUCUGAAUCCUAGCUAGCCUCAUGAGAUGGAUUCCUUGGUCAGAAUUGGUUGCAUCCAUAGCCUGUAUUGUAGAAGUGUUCGUUCAGUUUUAGGGGCCAUAAGGCAUAAUUGAUUCAGGGCAAGUUAUUUGGCACAUGUUGUGGCAACUCAUAUGGUUCUUUUGUUUCCAAUCAGGUCUUUGCAAGUUAGGACCUGCAAAAAGGAAAACUCCAGAACCACCCAUAACAAUUGAAACUGGAGCAGAGAUUGAACUGGUGGCAAGGUUGUCGGUGGUACACAUUUUGUCAGUUGAUGACAACCAUGUAUGUGGACUUGCUCCUGCCAGUUGUUCCUCUUGCUGGAAAUUCAUGAGCUACACUUCUGCAUAAGCAUAAAGGUCAGACGAAAGCAAGUUGGCUUGGCAGGAUUUCUGUGUCAUGUCCCUUGCAACUCCAGUGAUCUGCUGUUGUGGUCCGUGAAAGAAAUCUCAUUUCAUGCCUCCUGCCUCCUGGCCCCUGUAGUGGUUAGCGAUACUGGUGGAUGGUGUUGCCAUGAAGAGAUGCCUAGCUAAGAAAGACAAGGGGAGGUGCCAAGUUGACAAUGAAGCCACCCUUUGUUGGAACCAGAAGCGAGUACCGUCAGCUGUAACUUUUCUGAAGCCAGACUCCCCAGAUUUCUACAGACUACAGUCUAGCUGGGCAUUUUUUCUCGGAACAACGUGCUUCAGACCAAGUUUAGUAUUGUUCUGAUGAAAAGGAACCCGUACCGCGCCGUGCGCGCAUCACGGCUGAAGGAGCAAGACGGAGAGCCGUACAAGUCACUGCCUUGCGUCUUCGGUCUUUCCUUUGAAGUGUUCUUAGGUUUGUGUUGCCUAAUAUGGAUGUCGUUGCUGGCUGGACCUGGUCAGAACUCGGGCACCGGCGUGGGGAAACAGAACAACCCACAUGAUCCCCGAAGUACCACUCGAGGGAGGUGACAGAGUUUGGAGCCUGCCGGUCCACUGGAACAGUGACGGACCCUCUGACCAGGACUGCUACAGUUUACUUCGGGUAUUUUCUCGGAAGUUGGAACAGAAGAAUGCCUCAUGUCUCAUGAGGCCGGGAUCGUAGAAUUUUGCCUGCCUGCCUGCCUGCCUUGCUGCGACCAAGAGCUCCACGUCUCCGUCGCCGGGGCAAAGCCGUGCCGCACGGGACGAGGAAAUUCACGGCACAUCACGUAUAGGCAGGAGGACCGAGAGUUGUGCAAGUCAGGAUCUCCCCGUCUCUUGCUUCAAGUGUUGCGUUGCCUACAUGCAUUCUUGACCUAGCUGGAUAGUAGGUGAGUGUAGUAACUAGUCAAAUCUUGUGCAAGGGCAUGGGCAAAACGUUACAUGAUUUGCCAAUACCAUGUCGGAUGUGAUCUAACGGUUUCUGAUAGUCAGACAGAUACCGUGCAGCACUGAAACUCUGGCCUUGUUUAGUUGCCACCGAAAAAGUUUUCAAGAUUCCACGUCACAUCGAA
Molecule: messenger RNA, 3824 nt
Organism: Sorghum bicolor (sorghum)
Lineage: Eukaryota; Viridiplantae; Streptophyta; Magnoliopsida; Poales; Poaceae
Product: pentatricopeptide repeat-containing protein At3g61520, mitochondrial
Exons: 4
Coding region: 456-2237 (593 amino acids)
Molecular function (GO): protein binding
Source: RefSeq, a predicted model, not a curated record